CCCUAAAUCCCAAAAUUGUAAUGCAAAAAUCCCAAUUCCUCAAUCCCAGAUUUCCCAGACCAAAACCACAGAAAUCAAACCACUCCAAAACCCUAAAAAUUGAAUCUUUUUCAAUGUGGUUCACACUGAAACAAUGAACCUACUCCGCCCCAUCUACUACUUCAUCCCCAAACCCCCAUGGCGGCGCCGCUACUCCACCACCCAACCUGACCCCAUUGACCUCCUCACCGUCCUCGACAAAUCCGACGGCGCAGAAUCCCUUGUCUCCCAUCUCUCCAAUCCCAAGCUCAUCUCUUUAAUCAAGCAAAACCAGACCAACCCACAAGUGGCCUUCCGCCUCUUCAUCUGGGCCACCCAAAGAUCCCACCUUUGCGCCACAAAAUGCCGCUCUGCAGUCAUUGACAUGCUCCUCAGGGACCAAAGCGCGUUCGAGAUGUACUGGAGGACGAUGCAGGAGAUGAAAGAUUACGGAGUUGGGAUCGGGUGUGGCGCUUUUAGUGUGCUGAUCAGAGGGUAUGAUAAGAUGGGCAUUGCCGAGAAGGCGGUGGAGGCUUUCACAAGGAUGAAGGAGUUUGAUUGUAAGGCUGAUGUUUUUACUUACAAUGAGGUUUUGUAUGUUUUGGUGAGGAAAGAAGUGUUUUUGUUAGCUUUAGGUGUGUAUAAUCAGAUGUUGAAGUGUAAUGUUAGUCCCAAUAGGAAUACUUAUAGCAUUUUGAUUAAUGGGUUUUGCAAGACUAGGAAAACCCAGGAUGCAUUGCAGAUGUUUGAUGAGAUGACUAGUAGAGGGAUUGCGCCGAAUACUGUUACUUAUACUAUUGUCAUUUCGGGGCUGUGUCAUGCGAAGAGGGUGCAUGAGGCGCAUAGGCUGGUUGAUACAAUGAAGGAGAAAGGGUGUGUUCCGGAUUUGAUUACGUACCAUGCUUUGCUUGAUGGGUAUUGUAAGUUGGGCAGGCUUGAUGAGGCGUACGCGCUUGUGAGAUCGUUUGUGAGGGAUGGUUAUGUUCUUGGGAUAGAGGGAUAUAGUUCCUUGAUUUAUGGGCUGUUUAGAGGUAGGAGUUUUGAUGAGGCGCUUGGGUGGUAUGGCAAAAUGAUUAGUGAGGGGAUUAAGCCGGAUGUUAUCUUGUGUACUAUAUUGAUUAAGGGGCUAGCGGAUGGUGGCAGGGUUAAGGAUGCAUUGAAGUUCUUGGGUGAGAUGAGUGAGAAUGGUUUGGUUCCAGAUGCGUACUGUUAUAGUGCUGUAAUUAAAGGGUUCUGCGAUUUAGGUCUUCUGGAUGAAGCUCGGUCGCUCUAUCUUGAGAUUUCGGAGCAAUAUGGUUUUCCCAAUGCCUGCACUUACACCAUUCUCAUUUGUGGUAUGUGCAGGAACGGGCUGGUUGGGGAGGCAGAACAGAUAUUCAAUGAGAUGGAGAAGGUUGGAUGUGUUCCUUCUGUUGUGACCUUCAAUGCUCUUAUUGAUGGGCUUUGCAAGGCUUCUCAGCUUAAGGAUGCACAAAUGCUGUUUUACAAAAUGGAGAUAGGAAAAAAGCCCUCAUUAUUUCUUCGUCUUUCUCAAGGUAGUGAUCGGGUUAUUGAUAGUGCAAGUCUUCAAAAGAAGGUGGAGCAAUUGUGCGAGUCAGGAUCAAUUCUUCAGGCCUAUAAGCUUCUGAUGCAGCUAGCUAGUAGUGGGGUUGCCCCCGACGUCAUCACUUACAACACUCUAAUUAAUGGGUUUUGUAAAAAUGGAAACAUAGACAGUGCUUUUAAACUCUUCAAGGAUAUGCAAUUCAAAGGGAUCAACCCAGAUUCUGUUACAUAUGGAACACUUAUCGAUGGACUUCAAAGGAUUGAAAGAGAAGAAGAUGCCUUCGUGGUCUUUAAUCACAUGGUGAAAAAUGGAUGCACACCUAACUUUGAAGUUUACAAAUCACUGAUGACCUGGUCUUGCCGGAAUAGGAAGGUUUCAUUAGCUUUCAGUCUUUGGUUGAAGUACCUGAGCAGCCUUCCUCACAGAAAAGAGGAAGCAAUCAAAGCAAUAGAGGAAAACUUCAAGGAAGGGAAAAUUGAGAAGGCGAUCCAAGGUUUACUUAAAAUGGAUGAAGAGUCGAAACAUUUGGAUUUAGGACCAUACACUAUUUUGCUCAUUGGUUUGUGUCAAGUGCAAAGAGUGGAUGAAGCUCUGAGAAUGUUCUCUGUACUUCAGGAGUACAAAGUCAAUGUCACUCCACCAAGUUGUGUGCACCUGAUAAAUGGUCUCUGCAGAGAAGGGAAUUUGGACCUUGCAAUAAAUGUCUUCCAUUAUACUCUGGGGAGGGGUUUCAUAUUAAUGCCCGAAAUAUGCAAUAAGCUGCUCAAGUGUCUUCUUCGUUCCCGAGACAAAAAGGGCCAUGCCUUUGAUCUCGUUCGCAAAAUGAGAAAUUUUGGAUAUGAUCUUGAUGCAUGUCUUCACCAGACUACAAAAUUACUCCUACAGUGACGAUAGAUUGUGAUGGAAUUGGUAAUUUUUGUUUUGGUCGUGGCUGACAUUAAGGAGCUACUUGAUCUUUGAUUCACAAAUGACAACAAUUCUUGGCUAGCCUCAGGCUUGUCCGAUGAUUGAACUUUGGCCGGUGAACUUCAUGAUUCACUUCUUCAACAGUUCAAUGUGAGUUUACUGUCAGGAAAUUGUUUUAGAACAAAGAGCUUGUUGCACAAUCUGAAACCCCCUUCCAUCAAACCUUGUAUUUUUCACUGGUGUUGAUGCACAGGAGGGUUGCUGUAGAUUUUUUCACACUGCCAGAAAAAUAAGUAGGAGAAUGCUCCUUAUGAAGUGGAUGACAUGGAUCAUUGUCUAUGCAUCCCAAUUUUUUGUAAGUUAUAUAGUUGAUACCCUGUAACAAUACCGACUUGAGAAACUGGAAGGUCAUUUUUCCUUUCAUUUUGACAAAGAGCUACUUCUGAGUUUGUAUU
This is a messenger RNA of Argentina anserina (silverweed cinquefoil), 2925 nucleotides long. RefSeq names its product pentatricopeptide repeat-containing protein At1g79540. Gene Ontology annotation, molecular function: protein binding. The transcript has a single exon. The record is from RefSeq and is a predicted model, not a curated record. The coding region runs from base 134 to 2452 and encodes 772 amino acids. Lineage: Eukaryota; Viridiplantae; Streptophyta; Magnoliopsida; Rosales; Rosaceae.